Stegostoma tigrinum is the source of this 2904-nucleotide messenger RNA. RefSeq lists its product as uncharacterized. The record is from RefSeq and is a predicted model, not a curated record. Lineage: Eukaryota; Metazoa; Chordata; Chondrichthyes; Orectolobiformes; Stegostomatidae. The transcript is spliced from 15 exons.
AUGGGACUCGUGCUUAUCUUCACACUCUGUGCCUAUUUACACCGAUCUUUCAGUCAGUCAGUGGUACAGACACCGCCAACGGUAGCCACGAAAGAGUGCCAGUCUCUCAUCAUCAACUGUGUUUUCUACGGUGGCUUCUUCCGUCGUCCUUUAACUGAAGGGACUUUCUUCAAACAACGCCAGGCUGGAUCAGAGUGGGAGCGGCUCUCGGCAGGGGGGAGAUUUAAUGUGAGGAUAAAUAAAGCAGAAAAGACAUUUUCGCUGGAAAUUCAGGAUGUGAAAGUUGAAGACACCGCCACCUAUUAUUGCAAAGCAGAAAUGGUGUCACUGUGUUGGUACUAUGACACUGCAGAUGGGUCCGGUUCAGAGGUGACUGUUACAGCUGAUUCCCCUUCACUGGUGUCCCGCAGUCCGGCUGUACAAAGCUCUGUAACCGGAGACACUGUUACUUUAAGCUGUGAAUAUUCAGGAUUCUGUCAGUACACAGUUUCCUGGUACAGGCAGUCCCCAGAAGAGGGUCUGAAAUAUUUGCUUCAGAGCUACACAUCAGGAGAUCAGAAUAAAGAAAGUGCAGCUGGAGGCAGAAUUUCUGCUGCUGUUGACUCCUCGACAAAAAUCAGUCGAUUAAAAAUCUCCACAAUACAACUGAGUGACUCUGCUGUUUAUUACUGUGCACUGGGUCGGCGCUCAGCACACACAGUGAUCGAGAACAUGCUUUAUACCCUGAAGGGCGACAUUGAGCAGUCACCUGGAAACUGCAAUCGAAGACGAGAAUUUCCACCUUGCAGUUACAUGUACGCACCACUAGAGUGUAGUGUGAAUCUGCGGGUUCUCUUACUGUUCCCGACUCUGAUCUCCAUAGGAGUGAUUGCAGCAGUCGACAUGAUGAAACUUCCUCCGUGGAUGGUUGUUAGUGAAUUGGGAAUGGUGUCCAUGAACUGCUCCAUUGCUGCCAUUAAAUGUACCCCUGUGCAUUGGUCCAGACAGCUGCCAAAUCAGCCACCCGAGCAUUUAGUGAUGACCAGAAGAGAAGCCAACCAGCCUACGAGGUGCCACAAGAAAUCUCUGAAAUAUUUAUUGAGGAAAUUCGACUUGGAACAUAUUGAUAGGUCUCCACACCUCUCAGAUCGGUUUUCUACUAAUUUGGAUGAAGAAGAGAAAAUGUUUCCUGUAAAAGUCAACUGUGCUCUUGUAUCUGACUCUGAAAUUCUUGACUGUGCGUUCGACUUCACAUAUGUGAAUUGUGCAGAUUCGAUCUCACAGCAGCCAGCUACAGCAAAACAGCUUGAAGGACUGUCGGUGAACAUUAACUUUAGCUAUUCGAUCGAAACAGCUGUCUCAUAUUCCUUACAAUUGUACCGGCAAGACCUGGGUAAAUCACCAACAUUAUUGCUCUAUAUCCUUCAAUACGGAACCGUUCACAGAUCUGAUGGCGUGGGAAAUCGAUUUUCUGCAGCUCUGGACACUUCAAAAAGUGAGGGGAGUUUCACCAUUGGUGACCUACGACUGUCUGACAGCGCUGUGUAUUACUGCGUGCUGAGAGACACAGUAUGUGACGAGAUUUCAAUUAAUGUUGCCUCCAAUGGAAGCAUUUGCUUCAAAUUAGAGAGUGAAAAGCCUCUCCAAACAAUUGCUACAAAGUGGAGUGAAUCUGUUAUCAAAACAAACAAGUCCCGACAGAAAAUAUCAGAGAAACGCUGCAAAUUAGUGAAGACUGUGCUUGAGUUUGGAGACAGAUCUCCUGAUGUCAAGUUUGUCCGGCCUGUUUAUGCAUCUGAGGCGCUGCCAGUAAAAGCCACAAGCUCUCAAGCUUACCUUCUCUGGGGAUUAAACUCAGAGCCUGCAGCUUCUGAAACUGAUGCACAGCCUGCUGCGCCACCUCUAUCAUGGUCACACUGUCCCUGUGCGUCAGUUGAUGCUGCUGUCAGUUUGGAUGGUGUUGUGUCCUGCUGCCUUUCUUCUGACAGAAUUCUGAAUGAUUUCUUUCCAUUGUUUGUGCAGUGUUGUCUCUUCUCAGCAGAGGAGCAGCUUCCAUCUCACAGUGCAAAUAAAUCAUGUGUCGGACCAGACAAUAGAAAAAUGAAACUCGUUCUUAUCUUCACACUGUAUGCCUAUUUGCACCGAUCUUUCAGUCAGUCAGUGGUACAGACACCGCCAACGGUAGCCACGAAAGAGUGCCAGUCUCUCAUCAUUGACUGUGUUUUCUAUGGUGGCUUCUACCGUCGUCCUUUAACUGAAGGGACUUUCUUCAAACAACACCAGACUGGAUCAUAGUGGGAGCGGCUCUCGGCAGGGAGGAGGUUUAAUGUGAGGAUAAAUAAAACAGAAAAGACAUUUUCGCUGGAAAUUCAGGAUGUGAAGGUUGAAGACACCGCCAGCUAUUAUUGCAAAGCAUAGUUACAGCACACAAUGAUGGGGAUCAGCUUCCCAAUGGUAUCACUGUGGUUGCACCAUGACACUGCAGAUGGGUCUGGGACAGAGGUGACUGUUACAGCCAAUUCCCCUUCGCUGGUGUCCCGCAGUCCAUCUGUACAAAGCUCUGUUCCCGGAGACACUGUCACUUUAAGCUGUGAAUAUUCAGGAUUCUGUCAGUACACAGUUUCCUGGUACACGCAGUCCCCAGGAGGGGGUCUGAAAUAUUUGCUUCAGAGCUACACAUCGGGAGAUCAGAAUGAAGCAAGUACAGCGGGAGGCAGAAUUUCUGCUGCUGUUGACUCCUCGACAAAAAUCAGUCGAUUAAAAAUCUCCACAAUACAACUGAGUGACUCUGCUGUGUAUUACUGUGCACUGGGUCGGCGCUCAGCACACACAGUGAUCGAGAACACAGUCACAGCAGUACAAAAACAGAAUGGGAAAUGCACGCAAAAUGAUACAGAGCAUGGAGACAGCUGUAAAAACACAUGA